This is a messenger RNA of Cyprinodon variegatus (sheepshead minnow), 1016 nucleotides long. RefSeq names its product GTP-binding protein 8 (putative) (gene gtpbp8). Gene Ontology annotation, cellular component: mitochondrion. The transcript is spliced from 7 exons. Gene Ontology annotation, molecular function: GTP binding. Lineage: Eukaryota; Metazoa; Chordata; Actinopteri; Cyprinodontiformes; Cyprinodontidae. The record is from RefSeq and is a predicted model, not a curated record. The coding region runs from base 33 to 908 and encodes 291 amino acids.
CAUCCAGCUUCCAGGCAGCUCUGAGGUCAGCCAUGAUGAUCGGCCUCCAGCUUCACUCUGCGGCUCCACUUUACCUCGUUAGUCGACGGAUCCACAAACUGGCUUCGCUGCGGAACGCCACAUCGCUGCCUCCCAAAAAGAUGCAGAGCUUACUGUACCCCUUCAGAGGCCUAGAGGAGCACCUGGACCGGUCGGUGGACAGGAUGCAGUUCCAGCUGUUUCAUCCCUCGGUGGAGGACAUGAUGGAGGCAGAGAAGCUCUUCUGUUCUUCGCCGACUCACAGGAUCGAUUACUACACCUCUGCUGAGAGGCUGGAUCACGCUCCUGCUCUGAAGCAGCCAGAGGUGUGUUUCAUCGGCAGGAGCAACGUGGGAAAGUCGUCUCUCAUCAAAGCUCUGUUUUCCCUCACGCCGGAGGUAGAAGUUCGAGUCUCUAAAACUCCAGGUCACACCAAGAAGAUGAACUUCUUCCGAGUUGGCAAAGCUUUCACCCUGGUGGACAUGCCGGGUUACGGCCACAGAGCUCCCAGAGACUUUGUGGAGAUGGUGGAGCCUUAUCUUUACUCCAGGAAAAACCUGGUGAGGACGUUCCUCCUGGUGGACGGGAGCGUCGGUCUUCAGAAGGCAGACCUGGUUGCCCUGGAGAUGUGUGAGGAGACCAGAUGUCCAUAUGUGAUCGUGGUGACGAAGAUCGACAAGUGUGGACGGGGAGCUCUGCUGACGAACCUGCUGAAUCUACAGGAGGUGGUUAACAGCCAGACCACCGGCUGCUUCCCUCAGCCCUUUCUCAUCAGCUCUAUUCAUUACUGGGGAAUCCACCUACUGAGAUGCUUCGUUGCACAUGUGACGGGGAGCGUCAGGCUGAAGGACACCUCACAAGGUGGAAAAGAUGCCAAUCAGUGUCACUGAGGAAGAUUCAGGACCUAAGAGAAGCUUCUACUGUUGGAUAACUGUACAGAAAUCCUAAAUUAUGAGGCCACAUGUUGGCAGCUGCUCUGGUUUUGUUUUUGUUUCUUU